GAUCGUUGUUCGACGACAUACCGUCUCCCCCCUCGCCUCCUUCUUGCAAGAAGAUCCGCCGCUGUCCCCGUCUUCUUCUUCUUCUUCUUCUCCGUCCCCGGUUCGGUUCUCGGCGGCGGCUCACCUCGAUCGGCUCCUCCAGCUCUUUCCUCACAUGGAACCCCAGUGCCCCUUGUAAUCUCGAUGGAUUUCGUUUUUCAGAUUCUUGAGAGAGCGUUGGUAGAAUGCGGGGCUGAUGAUCUAGUAGGCUGCCUGAGCUUUGUUUGGGUCCCGCCGCAGAUAGUAUGCAUGAUUUUCUGUAGAACCCAGCGUCGAUGCCGACCGAGAGGAAAAGGGAAACAGAUGGAUUCGACCGACAUCUGCAAUUACGUCCUUCUCCUAGGCAGGGAGAUUUUGAUCCUCAUCAAUUAUAGCGACAGAGAUGAUGCCGAUGCACCUGGUGAGCCAUCCGCCGACCUUCCUGUUGAUGGUGCAGGGUGGGUGGAUGUAUUUGUGAAAGAAAUGACGAGCGCCACUAGCUUAGAAGAUGCCAGAGCUCGUGCCACAAGAGUGCUCGAGUUUUUUGAACAGUCCGUCAGCGGACAAGCUGGGGCAGAGACCGUGAAGAGUCUCCAGAAGGUACCUUUUCAAUUCGUCAAUGGUUUUUGA
Messenger RNA from Syzygium oleosum, 648 nucleotides. RefSeq lists its product as uncharacterized. The transcript is spliced from 4 exons. NCBI's taxonomy places the organism in Eukaryota, Viridiplantae, Streptophyta, Magnoliopsida, Myrtales, Myrtaceae. The record is from RefSeq and is a predicted model, not a curated record. The coding region runs from base 184 to 648 and encodes 154 amino acids.